Dendrobium catenatum is the source of this 1858-nucleotide messenger RNA. Its product is annotated as polypyrimidine tract-binding protein homolog 3-like. The transcript has 13 exons. Gene Ontology annotation, biological process: regulation of RNA splicing. NCBI's taxonomy places the organism in Eukaryota, Viridiplantae, Streptophyta, Magnoliopsida, Asparagales, Orchidaceae. Gene Ontology annotation, molecular function: mRNA binding. The record is from RefSeq and is a predicted model, not a curated record. Gene Ontology annotation, cellular component: nucleus.
CGAAAUUUUCGAAUAGAAUUUGAGUCAUUUUUUUGUGCCUUGUGUCAAAUAUUGGGGAAGUUGACACCCUGCAGACCAGCAUUUGAUCCCCUAGGGUUUCGGGCAAUCCAAAUAGUUCAUUCAUUUCCAUUUUUGUAAUCGGGUAGUGACAGCUUUCGAUCGGCUCCGAAGGCUGGGGAAUUAGCAAUUACAAGUUUACAACCCUUUUCCCAAUCCCUCGCAGAUUCCGGACUUGUUUUCCAUAAGCAGAGCCACACCUGCGCUUCCUCCUCGUUUGAUUUUGAUAUUUGAAGAGACGAGUGGAAUAUGACGGAGACCUCCAAAGUCAUUCACGUCCGCAAUGUCGGACAAGAGAUUUCUGAGGCUGAUUUGCUCCAGUUGUUGCAACCGUUUGGCGGGGUUACAAAGAUUGUAAUGCUUCGGGCCAAAAAUCAGUCCCUUCUCCAAAUGUGCGAUGUACCUUCGGCUAUUCGUGCUAUGGAGUACUAUUCAAAUGUCCAGCCCAGUAUUAGGAGGAGGAAUGUCUAUAUGCAAUUUUCUUCACAUCAAGAACUAACUACUGUAGAUCAAGGAUCACAGGGACGGAACGACCAGGAUUCGGAACCCAAUCGAGUCUUGUUAGUUACAAUUCAUCACAUGCUGUACCCCAUAACGGUGGAUGUGCUGCAUCAAGUGUUUUCCCCUCACGGAUUUGUGGAAAAGAUCGUCACAUUUCAGAAGUCAGCUGGAUUUCAAGCCCUCAUCCAAUAUCAGUCUCGUUCGGCUGCUGUUAUGGCGAGAAAUACUCUGCACGGACGCAAUAUUUAUGAUGGUUGCUGUCAGUUAGAUAUACAAUACUCCAACCUUAGCGAGCUGCAGGUAAACUAUAACAAUGAGCGGUCAAGAGAUUUCACAAAUCCGUCACUACCUUCUGAGCAACGAGGUAGAUCACUGCAUGAGGAUUUUUUUUGUGGUGAUUUAUCUUAUUAUUAGAUGAGCAAUGCCGCGGCUAUUGCGGCUGCAUUUGAUGGUGGUCUGCCUGCUGGUAUCAGUGGUACUAAUGACCGGUGUACACUCAUUGUCUCUAACUUGAACACAGAUAAAAUUGACGAGGACAAGCUUUUCAAUUUGUUUUCUAUGUAUGGCAACAUUGUCAGAAUCAAAUUUCUUCACAAUAAACCAGAUCAUGCGCUCAUUGAGAUGGAGGAUGGAUUUCAAGCUGAAUUAGCUGUGCACUUUUUGAAGGGUGCAUUGCUGUUUGACAAAAGGCUUGAGGUGAACUUCUCCAAGCAUUCAAACAUCACACCUGCUCCUGAUGCACACGAGUAUGGAGGAUCUAACCUUAACCGCUUCAACCGCAAUGCGGCAAAGAACUACCGCCAUUGUUGUGCUCCGACAAAAAUGCUUCAUAUAUCCACUCUCCCACAGGAGAUCACAGAGGAUGAUCUGGUGUCUCAUCUCGAGGAGCACGGAGCAAUUGUUAACACGAAGAUCUUCGAGGUGAACGGAAAGAAGCAGGCUCUGGUUUUGUUCGAAAAUGAGGAGCAGGCUACUGGAGCCCUUGUUUGCGAGCAUGCGAGUGAAAUCGACGGGUACACCAUUCGUAUAUCUUUCUCUCAGUUGCAGAACAUAUAGAUCUCCUUCUCCCACCUUUACUCUCCUUGGAGAUCUGAAGUUGCUGUCAAAUGCUAUUUGAUUUGUUGUGAUUUUGUAAGAUUGAUUUGUGCUUUGCUUUGAUGAGCUUCUUUUGCUUGAAUGUAUUGGUUUUUGUUAGUUGUUGGCUGUCUAAACAGAUUUUUAGAAUGCUAAUUCUUCUGUUUCUGUUUUGCUCUGAAUUUGUAUCUGUUCGACGUCUCUGAACAUUUUAUUUAUGGGGUUU